GCGCGAUUCUGGGGCCCUUCUCCGAGUAACGAGUCAUCCUCCUGCACAUGUCGUCCGCCUCCGCAAGGCUAUCUCCUGGCAUGCGCUCGAGCCUAAUAGGGUUCGGGGACUUUGGGCGUUCACGAGCAAUGCACAAGCCCAUCGCAAGAUUCACGCCCAGGUCUGGCUCUUCUCUGACAUUCCUUGAGGUGCCAGGAUGUUAGGUAACCGAUUCACG
Molecule: messenger RNA, 217 nt
Organism: Schizophyllum commune H4-8
Lineage: Eukaryota; Fungi; Basidiomycota; Agaricomycetes; Agaricales; Schizophyllaceae
Exons: 2
Coding region: 48-203 (51 amino acids)
Source: RefSeq, a predicted model, not a curated record